GGGAAGGAGAGGAGGGAGCGAAGGGCCGCGAUGCCGCUCUACGAGGGCUCGGCAGCGGCGGGGAGAAAACCCGCCGUGGUGAUCGACGCUGGGACAGGCCUUUCACCAAGUGAGUGUGGCUUUGCAGGAGAAACAGGACCAAGAUGCAUCAUCCCCAGUGAGAUAAAGAAACCUGAUGUCUCAAAGCCUGUCAGGGUGGUUCAGUACAACAUCAACACUGAAGAGCUGUAUUCCUACCUGAAGGAAUUUAUCCACAUGCUGUAUUUCAGGCACCUGCUGGUGAAUCCCCGAGACCGUCGCGUGGUGAUCAUAGAAUCGGUCCUGUGCCCUUCCCACUUCAGAGACACCCUCACAAGGGUCCUGUUCAAGCAUUUUGAGGUUCCAUCUGUUUUGUUUGCUCCAAGUCACCUGAUGUCUCUCCUGACCCUUGGGAUCAAUUCUGCCAUGGUGCUGGACUGUGGAUAUGCAGAAAGCUUGGUGCUGCCUAUCUAUGAAGGAAUUCCAAUCCUGAGCUGCUGGGGUUCCCUGCCCCUGGGAGGAAGGGCCAUCCACAAGGAGCUGGAGUACCAGUUGCUGGAGCAGUGCACAGUGGAUACAGGAUUAGCCAAAGGACAGAGCCUUCCAUCUGUGAUGGGCUCAGUUCCAGAAGACAUAGUAGAGGACAUAAAAGUCCGUACUUGCUUUGUGAGUGAUCUCCAACGUGGGCUGAAGAUCCAGGCAGCCAAGUUCAACAUUGAUGGCAGUGCUGAGCGUCCUUCACCGCCUCCAGACGUGGACUAUCCUUUGGAUGGAGAAAAGAUUCUCCAUGUGGUUGGCCCCAUCAGGGACUCCGUGGUGGAAAUACUGUUUGAACAGGAUAAUGAAGAGACAUCUGUUGCCACUUUGAUCUUGGAUUCCCUCGUUCAGUGCCCCAUAGACACCAGGAAGCAGCUGGCAGAGAACCUGGUGGUGAUCGGGGGCACCGCGAUGCUCCCGGGAUUCCUCCACAGGCUCAUGGCAGAGAUCAGGUACCUGGUGGAGAAACCCAAGUACAAGGAAGCACUGGCCACCAAAACCUUCAGGAUUCACACCCCACCUGCCAAACCCAACUGUGUGGCCUGGCUGGGAGGAGCCAUUUUUGGGGCACUCCAGGACAUACUUGGGAGCCGAUCCGUGUCCAAGGAAUAUUACAGCCAGACAGGCCGCAUUCCCGACUGGUGCUGUCUGAACAAUCCUCCUCUGGAAAUGAUGUUUGACGUUGGAAAAGCACCCCCACCACUGAUGAAAAGGGCUUUUUCCACAGAGAAAUAAGCACCUGCACGUUACACAAGGAUUCUGCACCAUUUCAGAUACAUGUGCACUGGGUUUCGUUUUUUUUAUGAAGUACUUUGUGUGUAACACUAUUAAAUAUCAGCAACCUGGAUGUUUUCAGGGAGUGUAGGCACUAACACUAUUUAAAAACAUGUCCAGUUAUAGUUUAAAAACUUCACUCUGGCAACUCCUGUGCUCUUUUGUCUCGUUCUGAAGAAAUUCUGCACUGUCAUGAGUUGUACCCUCCUGAGUUGUUUGUUAUUUAUCUGUAUAGUAAAUGGCACUGCUGAGAGAA
Messenger RNA from Manacus vitellinus (golden-collared manakin), 1585 nucleotides. RefSeq names its product actin related protein 10 (gene ACTR10). Bases 31 to 1290 code for a protein of 419 amino acids. The record is from RefSeq and is a predicted model, not a curated record. NCBI's taxonomy places the organism in Eukaryota, Metazoa, Chordata, Aves, Passeriformes, Pipridae. The transcript is spliced from 13 exons. Gene Ontology annotation, biological process: retrograde axonal transport of mitochondrion.